AUAUUUAAAUUUAAAGAGAGGGAAGUUUACUAAAUUCAUUCAGCAAGUGACCUCACUAUGAUAUCACUGUCAUUGCUGUAUUCUGCUUUGAGAACAAGACUAGGGAUGGAGAGAGACAGAGAAGCACGAUGGCUGAAAUCAGAUGGGUAAAAAUACUUCAUUCCUGAUACUGAUGAUUCAAUUUAAAGGGAUGCACCUCCUGAAGACAUUUGCUAAAGUUGUGAUGAGGAAGUGAUAUCUGAUGAAUAACAGGAAGUACAAACAGUGUUAAAGAGUCAUCAGCUCACAGACUGUGACAGCUGAGGUCAAGAACAAGAAAGAAGUGAGACAGAGAAGAACAAUGGAUGGACUCAGACUGAUUAAAAUGUUUUUAUGUCUGAUGCUGAUGAUUCAGAUUGCAGAAUUCUCAACAGUAUCUGUAAGUGAAACCACCAUUUUUAUGGAAGUUGGAGAUGACGUCACUCUGCCUUGUCUAAAUGUGAUAGAUGACCAGAGAAACUGCGAUGGUACUACGUGGACCUUUGCUUCAAGAAACAGAACACCAAUAGAAGUGAUCAGCUUUGGACAGAUUGGUGAAAAAGCCAAAAAUGCAUCAGACAGACUGAGUGUUACAGCGAACUGUUCUCUGGUUAUAAAGACUCUCACAGUCGAGGAUGUAGGUUUUUACUACUGUAAACAAUACGAAUCGGAAAACCACAGACACAAAAGUCUGGUUAGCGAGUCUUUGGUUGAUCUCUCUGUACUCACCUUGACUGAACAUGAGGACAAUGAUAAGGUGACAAUAAAUUGCUCUGUGGUGACAUAUGAAAUGUGUCAUCACACAGUGAAGUGCCUGUUUAAAGGUCGAGCUGUGGACAGAGAUAACAGUCAAAUAGUGACUUUACAGACUGGCUGCUCCACCACUGUCUCUUUGCUCAAGUCUCACCAUGUUUACUCAUCAAGAGAUUACCUUUUGGACUGUGAAGUGAAUGAUACUUAUACAGAAGGGAAGCUGUUUACCUUCAGACCUCAGCUAUCAGGUGACAGACAAAGGACAAAUAAUCCAACCAGAAAUCCAGCAGGCUACAGUCAGUCCAAUACCCAAGCUAUCCAUUGGUACGUCGUUGCAGCUGUGGGUUUUGUCUUGCUCUUGAUAACAGCUGCAUCUGUUAUCAGAUGGAGAAAAACAAAAGCGAACAAAACACAGACGGAUGAAGAUACUGUAGAUCAUGAAGUUUCCUAUGCCACCAUCAGCUACAGAAAGAAAACCAAGACUAAAGCCCAGGUUCAGGGUGAUGAUGAAGGUGAUGCAGUGAUCUACAGUGUUUUGAUGGUUUCUUCAUCUCCUGCAGCCACUGCCAAUCCCAGCAACCCACAAUAAAAAAGAAAAUAGAGAAAAUGACAAAAGGAUUUGACCUUUUUUAAAAAAAAAAAAAAAAAAUGUAAUUGGUGUGUGACUAGAGACUGUUGAAUAGAAAGCAUAAAACUAUUAUAGCAAAUGCUGGGAGUCAGUCGAGAAUCAAGGCUAUCCUUGGGUCAUUCCUACUAUUCAGUGUCAUUUCGAGAUACAUUUCUAAUUUUCCAUAAUUUUAUCAUGUGAUCUGAAAGAAUGCUUGUUAAACUUUUAGAGAAAUACACUGGUCAAGCUCAGAAUAUUAAUAUAUUUUUCCAGGUUUUCCACAUGUGAUGCAGGCCAAACAUCCCACCUGUUACGGUACAAUCUUAUCUCUGUUACUCUGUUAUUAAUGUACAGUCACUUUUCUAUUUACAUUUCCUAAGAGCUAAAAUGUCCCUGUGUUUACUCUGCAAAUGUAUUUCAGGGGAGUGCUAAUAAAAACGUAUU
Oreochromis niloticus (Nile tilapia) is the source of this 1822-nucleotide messenger RNA. RefSeq lists its product as uncharacterized. Gene Ontology annotation, biological process: T cell activation; interleukin-15-mediated signaling pathway; positive regulation of ERK1 and ERK2 cascade. Gene Ontology annotation, molecular function: protein tyrosine kinase binding; MHC class II protein binding. Gene Ontology annotation, cellular component: membrane raft; external side of plasma membrane. The record is from RefSeq and is a predicted model, not a curated record. NCBI's taxonomy places the organism in Eukaryota, Metazoa, Chordata, Actinopteri, Cichliformes, Cichlidae. The transcript is spliced from 9 exons. Bases 341 to 1360 code for a protein of 339 amino acids.